CACACACGUGGAUACACGUGCAUGAAAACAUCGAUGAAAACAGUCAAUAAUAAGGGGUGUGACUCCAUAGGUGUGGCCUAAAUAUCGUAUCAAAACUGUAUCGAUACUCCCGAUAUGAGCUGAUAUCGAUCGGUAUCGUAUCGAAUCCAUUUUGGCCAGUAUCGCCCACCACUAUUAAUUAGUGUACUCGUUACUAUGACAACAACCCUAACAACCAAUGAGAUCCAGCCACGAUUGUUUCUAAUUAAAGCCCACCUACAUACAAAACCUACCCAGUACAUCAAAGGACUGGUAUUUACUAGGAUUCCAGUGUUUGUUGGACUUCACAAUGUCAGUACACCUAGUACGGACACUGGUUCUAUUGUACAUCAAUACUCUUAACGGUGUUUGGUCUGAUUCUGUUAGUGGUCAUUUGGAAAAAGGAAAGAAGUUGCUUCAAGAUGGCAACUUACCAGAAGCACUUGAGCAGUAUAAUCUAGCAGUGGCGGGUGACCCAUCAAAUUAUUUAACGUACUUCAAGAGGGCAGCAGUGUAUCUGGCACUGGGUCAGGCUAAGAAGUCACUGCCUGAUCUUGGGAAAGUAUUGGAACUGAAACCUGACUUCCACCAGGCGAGACUGGAGAGGGCUAACACUAAUGUUAAAUUAGGUAAAGUAUCAGCAGCUCAAGAAGACUAUCAGAUACUAGCAUCUUCGGAGAAUUCAGCAACUGAAGAAGCAAAAGAAAUGUUGUCAAGGUCCCAGACAGUCCAGCAGUACAUUGAGAACAUUGAUCACCUAAUGUCUAAAGGAGACUACACCGAGGACCUCCUCCAUCAGUUACAAGUAUCAAUAGAACUGUCUCCCUGGUACCCUCACCUCAGAUCAGCUAGAGCAGUAUAUUAUGAACACACUAAGCAGUAUCAAUCAGCUAUCAGUGACAUCAAGAUGUUAACUAAACUGAUCCCUGACAAUACGGAGGGUUACUAUAAGAUCAGUUCAUUAUACUAUCAGUUAGGAGAGGAGGAGGAUAGUCUGAGGGAGAUCAGGGAGUGUCUUAAACUGGACCAGGACCACAAGGAUUGCUACCCACUCUAUAAAAAAUUAAAGAAGUUAGUGAAGCAGUUGGAGGCAGCUAGAAAGAUGAUGGAGGAGGAACGGUUUGAAGAAGCAAUUGAUAAGUUAAAGAAUGCUUUAAAGACUGAAAGUGAAAGUGUUGCUAUCCUCAUUAAGAUCAAGACAAGACUCUGUACCUCUCACACUAAAAUCAGUUCAUAUGAUGAUGGUAUGAAGUGGUGCAAUGAAGUCCUUGAACUAGAUCCAGAGAACAUUGAUGUGUUGUGUGAUAAGAGUGAACUAUAUAUCAGUAAUGAGGAGUAUGAGGAAGCUAUCAAACUCUAUCAACAUACACUCAAGAUUAACGACCAGUUUCAACGAGCUAAGGAUGGUUUGAACAGAGCACAGAACUUAUUAAAGCAGUCCCAGAAGCGAGACUAUUACAAGAUACUGGGAGUGAAGAGGAAUGCCUCAGUGAAGGAAAUCAACAAAGCUUAUAGGAGACUGGCUAAGGAAUGGCAUCCUGAUAAAUAUGAUGGGGAGGAUAAGAAGAAGGCAGAGAAGAUGUUCUAUGAUAUUGCAGCUGCCAAGGAAGUACUCACUGAUAAAGAGAUGAGAUCAAAGUUUGAUAAUGGUGAGGACCCUCUUGAUCCAGAGCAGCAGCAUGGGGGUGGGGGUCACGGCGGGUUCCCUCAUGGCUUCCCGUUCGGUGGUGGAGGCUUCACUUUUAAAUUUAAUUUCUAAUAAAAUUAAAUAAUUGAUAAUACAAUCAGCACACAACAUCUACAAUAACA
Molecule: messenger RNA, 1827 nt
Organism: Amphimedon queenslandica
Lineage: Eukaryota; Metazoa; Porifera; Demospongiae; Haplosclerida; Niphatidae
Product: dnaJ homolog subfamily C member 3-like
Exons: 12
Coding region: 329-1777 (482 amino acids)
Biological process (GO): protein folding in endoplasmic reticulum
Cellular component (GO): endoplasmic reticulum
Molecular function (GO): misfolded protein binding; protein-folding chaperone binding
Source: RefSeq, a predicted model, not a curated record